Molecule: messenger RNA, 1188 nt
Organism: Penicillium longicatenatum
Lineage: Eukaryota; Fungi; Ascomycota; Eurotiomycetes; Eurotiales; Aspergillaceae
Product: P-loop containing nucleoside triphosphate hydrolase protein
Exons: 3
Coding region: 1-1188 (395 amino acids)
Biological process (GO): transmembrane transport
Cellular component (GO): membrane
Molecular function (GO): ATP hydrolysis activity; ATPase-coupled transmembrane transporter activity; ATP binding
Source: RefSeq, a predicted model, not a curated record
AUGGUCACACUCCCAGCCAACUCAAUCCUCUUCAUCGUUCCAGAUUUCAUCGCUGCCAUCGCAGGUUUUGACAGGAUCCAAAAAUUCCUUUUGGAACCAACACACGAAGAUGGACGCUUGAAUCUCGCUCAUCACCCUGAUGACCCGGUACAUGUGGACUUAUUGAGCCAAACUUCAGCAAGUCGAUCCAUCAACUCUGAAAGUGAGUAUUCGAUCAGUCUCCAAGAUGUGUCAGUCCGCUUUAGUUCUGAAGAUCGUCUGGUCUUGAAGAACGUGGAUCUCGCAAUAGAGCCCGGGUGGGUUGUGAUGGUCACAGGUGCAACUGGGUCAGGCAAGACAACUCUAGCAAGAACGAUCAUAGGCGACUUGCAGCCCGAGAGUGGACUGAUCGCAACAUCAUCUCCACAAAUGGCCUUCUGUGCUCAGUCGCCGUGGUUAGCAAAUGGCACAAUUCGAGAUUUGAUCGCCGGAUCUCCGGGGUCUAAAAUAACAGAUGAGAAAUGGUAUCAAAGGGUCCUUCAUGCUUGCGAUCUGCAAUAUGAUCUUUCUAAGCUUCCGAAUGGUGAAAAGACAUAUUUUGAAAGUGGAGGAAGCUCUCUAUCUGGGGGUCAGAGGCAACGAGUGGCUCUCGUUCAUGCAAUCUAUUCUCGAUUAGAUAUCCUGGUUCUGGAUGAUGUCUUCAGCGCGCUUGAUGUGCGGACCGCACAGCGUGUGGCACAGCGAUUGAUGGGGCCAUCCGGGCUGUUUCGUGAAUACAAGAAGACCGUUCUACUGAUUACGCAUUCGACGCAAUCCCUUCCACUUUCGGAUCUGAUCAUCACUUUAGAGGAUGGAUCUAUAUCGCAGAGCACCUGGGAUCAGCUUAAGCCCCAGAAUUGGUCCGAGCAAGUUGACAAGGACCUUUCAGUCAAUGACCUGUCUGACAAUACCCCGGAAGAGCAGCCCGUGAGAUUAGACAUAAAGCCGGAGCGAUCGAUGGAUUCUGUCCGGCAAAUCGGAGACAGUGCUAUUUAUCAACACUACAUCAACGCAAUUGGAAAAUCACGAGUCGUGGCCACGCUGUUCAUCAUGAUAUCAUCUGCUUCAUUCGAAAUGCUGAUCCAGAAUUGGCUUCGGUGGUGGACAGAUGAUGAAAAGCAGAUCAACGAACAUGGUUCUAUCUGGCCGUUUACCUCAUUCUCGCUCUAG